Molecule: messenger RNA, 8622 nt
Organism: Clupea harengus (Atlantic herring)
Lineage: Eukaryota; Metazoa; Chordata; Actinopteri; Clupeiformes; Clupeidae
Gene: usp32
Product: ubiquitin specific peptidase 32
Exons: 31
Coding region: 1015-5382 (1455 amino acids)
Biological process (GO): protein deubiquitination
Cellular component (GO): Golgi apparatus
Molecular function (GO): cysteine-type deubiquitinase activity; calcium ion binding
Source: RefSeq, a predicted model, not a curated record
GCAAGGGCUGUGAAUGGGUCUGUCUUGCUUACAGCCUCUCAGACAUGCAGUCCUUGUUACUGAAGAAAUAGAAAAGGGGACUCCCACUAUGAUUCAUUACUUUCAUUACUUUCAGCCUCCUUGCUUUCAGCUGAUUCGAUUAAACACUGAGUCAUAUCUACACAGGUUGGGCCCGUGAUGUAGCCCUGAUGUAACCCAUUCCUGUUUGACGCCUUGGCCCUACUGUAACUAACCCCCACUCUGGGGCACAGGUGGACACGGUAGUUCAUCUCCCUGAUCUGGGCUCAUUCAUCCCCCAUAUUUACUGUACGAGUUAAUCUCUGGAGUCUCCACCAUGCUGUGUGUGCCUACCUUUAUAUGGACCUGGUAUUGUUGCGUGGAAGGACAAGGCCCUAACAAUAUGCCCAAGAAGAGAUAAAGCAAACAGGCAAUUGCUUACACAAAUGUCCCAGGUAAAUUUAGCAGAGGUUUGUUAUGUCAAUCCAGGACACACUUGGAAAGAUCCUGACCCAAGUCCGAUCAGAGAGAGAGCCUGAGACGCGGCGAGUAAUCUACUGGCCGCGGUCAGCUUAUCCUCUUAGCCCAGCGAGAGAGGGCUGUGGGUGUGCCGGAGGGGGGGGGGGAUGCAUGCUCUGUCAAGGUGUGUGUGUUUGUCUGUGUGGAUGGGUGUGUAUGUGUGGGUGUGUGCUAGUGUGUGUCUGUGUGGAUGUGUCCGGGUACUUUCCAGAAAAUGCCUAGCCAUGAAACCUUGCCUACCACCUGUGGGGACAUGCUCCAUACGGCACGAGAGGAUGACCGCGUAGUUAGCGUGGACAGGCGUGAUGAAGACAGAUGGUGAAAUCCUCAUUCGUACAAAGGGAGGAUAUAGACGUGGCCGGCUUGUUUUUGUUUUUGUUUGUUUUUGUUUUGUUUUGUUUUGUCCUGUUUGUUUGUUUGAUUGAUCGGAAACUGUGUGGAGUCUACUAUGGUACACGCCACAUCUAGCAACGAGACCCUUGAUGUGUACAGUGGAAUAUGGUAUGGUUCCUCUGUUGCCACUCUGACAGGGUCGCACCUCUAGUAGAAGAAUCGGACAUCAUCGACUUGGAGAAGCGCUACUGGCUGUUGAAGGCUCAGUCGCGGACGGGUCGCUUCGAUUUGGAAACCUUUGCUCCACUGGUCUCGCCUCCCAUUCACGCAUCGCUUAGUGAAGGCCUGUUCCACGCCUUUGAUGAGAACCGGGACAAUCACAUCGACUUCAAGGAGAUCUCGUGUGGCCUGUCUGCAUGCUGCCGGGGGCCCGUGGCUGAGAGACAGAAGUUCUGUUUCAAGGUGUUUGAUGUGGACCGCGAUGGCAUCCUGUCGAGACAGGAGGUGCAGGACAUGGUGGUGGCCCUGCAGGAGGUGUGGAAGGACAACCGCACGGACACCUUCCCCGAACUGCUUGCCAACGUGUCAGACAUAGUAGAGGGCAUCCUGAAGAUGCACGACACAACAAAGAUGGGCCACCUGACUCUGGAAGACUACCAGAUCUGGAGCGUGAAGAGUGCCCUUGCCAAUGAGUUCCUCAACCUGCUAUUUCAGGUGUGCCACAUAGUGCUGGGUCUGAGACCGGCCACACCGGAAGAGGAGGGACAGAUCAUCAGGGGCUGGCUGGAGAGGGAGAGUAGGCAUGGGCUACACAUGGGCCAGAACUGGUUCCUCAUCUCCAUGCAAUGGUGGCAGCAGUGGAAAGACUACGUCAAAUAUGACAACAACAAGGCCAUUGUGGUGGAGCAGCCCUCCAUCCUGGGCGUGGGGAGGAGGAGUCCCCAGUCGUGCGCCAGCAUGGAGCCCAUCCCCAGCCCCUCUCGAGCGGGCUACAGCAACGGCGCCGGGGUCACCAGGUCCUCCAGCUCCUCGGGGGAGAAGUCGCCAGACAACAUCUCCAGCGCGUCAGAGGCCGCCGAGAGCCCGAACGCCAGUCUGAUCCCUCACAUGACCUCGUCGGCCACAGAGCUGUGCUUCGCCCGGCAGCACAACGCCUCGGACAACAACAACCAGUGCUUCUCCAGCGCAAACGGCAACCUGUCCUCUCACCUCACCAUGCAGAGACCCGGAGCCAUCGACAACCAUCCACUAGUCCUCACCGAGCCUAUGAAGGCUCCAACACUAACCAUGGAGGGUGGGCGUCUGAAAAGAUCCCCGCCGCUGACGCCGGGCCGGGACUUUGAGACAGUGCCAGAGCCCGUGUGGAGGGCACUCUACCACUGGUACGGUGCCAACCUCAGCCUGCCACGACCGGUCAUCCAGCACACCAAGACAGGCCAGCCAGAGCUGGAGCUCUUCCCCCGCUACCUGCUCUUCCUGCGGCAGCAGCCGGCUACGCGCACCCCCCAGUCCAACAUCUGGGUGAACAUGGGUAUGACCAGCCUGCGAAUGUUCCCAGAGCACAUACCCCGAGGUAACGUCCCCUCUCCUAACGCCCCUCUGAAGCGCGUGCUGGCCUACACGGGCUGCUUCAGCAGGAUGGGCACCAUCAAGGACAUCCACGACUACCUGUCCCAGCGGCUGCGCAUUAAGGACGAGGACAUGAGGCUCUGGCUGUACAACAGCGAGAAUUACCUCACCCUCCUGGACGAUGAAGAUCACACACUAGAAAGUCUGAAGAUUCAAGACGACCAGCACUUAGUAAUUGAAGUUCGGAACAAAGAUAUGAGCUGGCCAGAGGAAAUGUCAUUCAUUGCCAACAGCAGUAAAAUCGACCGACACAAAGAAGUCCCUACAGAGAAGGGUGCCACUGGCCUGAGUAACCUGGGCAACACGUGUUUCAUGAACUCCAGCAUCCAGUGUGUGAGCAACACCAAGCCCCUCACGGACUACUUCAUCUCAGGGAGGCAUCUCUACGAGCUCAACAGAACCAAUCCCAUUGGAAUGCGUGGUCACAUGGCAAAAUGCUACGGGGAUUUGGUCCAGGAGCUGUGGAGCGGAACGCAGAAGAAUGUGGCGCCCUUAAAGCUCAGGUGGACGAUAGCAAAAUACGCUCCGCGAUUCAACGGCUUCCAGCAGCAGGACUCCCAGGAGCUGCUGGCCUUCCUGCUAGACGGCCUCCACGAGGACCUGAACCGCGUGCACGAGAAGCCCUACGUGGAGCUGAAGGACAGCGACUUACGGCCCGACUUCGAGGUGGCCUCAGAGGCGUGGGAUAACCACUUGAGGAGGAACCGUUCCAUCGUGGUGGACUUGUUCCACGGCCAGCUCAAGUCCCAGGUCAAGUGUAAGACCUGUGGUCACAUCAGUGCCCGAUUCGACCCCUUUAACUUCCUGUCCCUGCCCCUGCCUAUGGACAGCUCCAUGCACUUAGAGAUCACAGUGAUCAAGCUGGACGGCUCGACUCCAGUGCGGUAUGGCCUGCGUCUCAACAUGGACGAGAAGUACACAGGCCUGAAGAAGCAGCUGAGCGAGCUGUGUGGACUCAAGCCAGAGCAGAUCCUGCUGGCCGAGGUCCACAACUCCAAUGUCAGGAACUUUCCACAGGACAAUCAGAAGGUGCGUUUGUCUGUGAACGGCUUCCUCUGUGCGUUCGAGAUCCCGGUACCAGGGUCACCUACCUCUGUCACCUGCCCCGCACAAUCAGAAAGCACACCCACUGCCAAAGGGACAGCUGCUAACGGUCACAUUGGGAAACCCAGUCUGAUCCCCAACGGAAUGCCAAGCACAGUGGUGCCAUACACCCCAGAGAAACCCCUUCCCAAUGGCAUUCCCAACGGACACGCAGUGGCAGUCCAGGACAGCCCCUUCAUCGGUUACAUCAUCGCCAUGCACAGGAAGAUGAUGCGAACGGAGCUGUACUUCCUGUCGUCUCAGAAGAACCGGCCCAGUCUGUUUGGCAUGCCGGUGAUCGUGCCCUGCACGGUGCACACCAGCAAGAAGGACCUGUACGACGCCGUGUGGAUCCAGGUGUCCCGGCUGGCCAGCCCACUGCCCCCUCAGGAGGCCAGCAACCACGCCCAGGACUGUGAUGACAGCAUGGGCUACCAGUACCCCUUCACCCUGCGCGUGGUGCAAAAGGAUGGCCACUCCUGCGCCUGGUGCCCCUGGUACAGGUUCUGCCGAGGCUGCAUGGUGGACUGCUGCGAGGACAGGGCCUCCCUGGGGAACGCCUACAUCGCAGUGGACUGGGACCCCACCGCCCUGCACCUCCGAUACCAGACCUCCCAGGAGAGGAUAGUGGAGGAGCACUCCAGCGUGGAGCAGAGUCGGCGGGCCCAGGCGGAGCCCAUCAGCCUGGACAGCUGCCUGCGGGCCUUCACCAGCGAGGAGGAGCUGGGCGAGGACGAGCUGUACUACUGCUCCAAGUGCAAGACCCACCGGCUGGCCACCAAGAAGCUGGACCUCUGGAGACUGCCCCCCGUGCUGAUAGUUCAUUUGAAACGGUUCCAGUUUGUCAACGGUCGCUGGAUCAAGUCUCAGAAGAUUGUGAAGUUCCCCAGGGAGGGCUUUGACCCCGCUGCCUUCCUGGCCCCGCGAGAGAGGAGCCUGCAGGAGGAAACCCAGAGGGCAGCGGGGGCAGGAGGCACAGCCGUAGGGGACUCGUCCUCCUUGGCUGCCAGUGGCACCAUCUGCAGUGUCUCCUCUGUCUCCACGAGCACCUUCAGCAGCCUGUCAAGCACACCCAAAGCUUCCCCAGCACUGGCACGCCGGGCGGGCAGUCCGCUGAAGGGCUCCAGUCCCGCGGGCAGCCCCAAGAGCGGCGGGCGCAAGCAGGGCCGCCUGCGUCUGCCGCAGCUUGGCAGCCGGCACCGGCUCUCCACCAGCAAGGAAAACCUGGAAAGCAGCAGCUUCAACAUCACCAGCGGCAGCACAGAUGGAAUGAGCAGCAGCAGCAACAAAGAGAGCAGCCCUGACCAGGAUACCAGCUCGGUGGCGGAGGUGGAGGCGGGGUCGGGGGCAGGCCAGGAGGAGGGGGGGAACGCGCUGGACUCCUGGUCGGAGGAAGCUUCUGGAAGCGAGAGCGAGGUGGUCGUGAUGAAUGGACUGGUGCCCGAGGGUGGCCAUGCCAAUGGCCAUGCUGAGACCAACACUGACGCGGAGAGCGCUCUUCACCAAAGAGACGAAAUCUGCCUGCAGCCUGUAUACAACUUGUAUGCAACCUCAUGCCAUUCAGGAAUCAUGGGUGGUGGCCACUAUGUGACUUAUGCCAAAAACCCCAACGAGAAAUGGUACUGUUACAACGACAGCAGCUGCAAGGAGGUGCACUCUGAGGAGAUUGACACGGACUCUGCCUACAUCCUCUUCUACGAGCAGCAGGGAGUGGACUACUCGCAGUUCCUGCCAAAGACUGACGGCAAAAAGAUGGCCGACACCACAAGCAUGGACGAGGACUUUGAGUCGGACUACAAGAAAUACUGCGUCCUUCAGUGAUGUCACGUUCUUCCACAAAAGCACUUUACGCGUGAGAUGCACGCACAGUCAAAGGUGCAAGACCGGCGAGGAGAGAGUCGCUGGCGUCGGGAGUUGCAAGCACAAAGGGUCUCCUUGCUUUUAAGAAUCACAAGCUGACUUUUCUUCGUUGCUGGUGGUCACCAUGAUGGAUAGAGGUACCUUACAGCUGUUUUAGGUGUGUUGUUCAACAGUGUGUCUGAUUGAAAGAAUGAGAGAGAGAAAGAGAGAGCAAGAGGAGAACAGAAAGAGUGAGAUUAUUUCAUUGUUGCCAAGUGAACAAACGAGGCCCAUUUUUAGCACAAGAUGGAGCAAAGUGAGUUCACUGUAUCACUCACCAUAUUGUCCUCUUCCCCUCCAAAAAAAGCAAAAAAAAAACAUUGAGUGUGACUUCAUACAUAUAGAUAUAAAUACAUAUAUAUAUGUAUGGUUGUUAGGAUGUAAGCACAUGACAUGCUCACAGGCGAUAGGUUUGCUCUGAACUAAUGCGUGUCCUUAGGAAGAUCCUGUUGUCAGUGCUAUAGGCUGGCACAACCCACCACAACAAGCACACGGUCAGUAUUUCAACUAACAGAAAAAUAAUCUCAUUAAGUCAUUGGCCAGACCAAACCAUUUCCCAAAGGUUUGCUUUCUUCAGAUGUCUGUAAAAAAAAUGUCAUACCUCACUACCUCACUUUUCAUUUCUUUUCUUUUUUUUGUCUUUAUUAAGCAAAUUGUAAUAUGAAAAAUGAAUGACCUGAUAUCAGUGUCAUACCCACCUUGGAAAAUCAGUCACAUUUCGAUUAGGAGUGGGUCAUGAUUCAUUUUCGAAUAUUUGAAUAGCCGUUAAAUGGUAAAAUAUUUAUGCUACUAUCUUCUUGUCUUAAAAAAAAAAUAUGUUUUCCCUUGGUUUUAUCGGCGCCUGCUAGUAAGUAAUGAGUUACUACUGCCAGAAGGUGGUGGUAAUGCACCUAAAAGCUGUUUGCUAGCCACCAUUCAACAACAAAAGAAGAAAAAGAACAAGUUACUACCAGGCACUGAUAAAACUUGUGUGAGAUGCUACUGUACAAACAGGACAGAAAUGCAAAGCCAAAGAGUACUACAGCAGUCAAAAAGUUCCAUGUGGAACUCCUUCAAAAAAGUCAACAAAAACAAAGUGCAGUGCAACUCUGCCAGGUAAAGCAUGAAUGGGUCUCUCUCUCUCUUUGUGUGUGUGUGUCAUACCUGUCAAGGUAUCGUGACUGAAAUCCAUAAGGUCAGUGAUCCAAUCCAAUGUCGAAUAAUAGUUGAAUAGUAGUCAGAUAAUUCCCAGCGGUUUAUUGAAUAGCAAUUUUGCUUGAAAUGCCCAUUCCUGUUUCUGAAGUCUCUUUCUUUCUCUUCGGGGCCCAUGGGGCUAUUAACCGCUCCAAACCAUGAUGAAUGAAAAUGAAUUACAGUCGUAAUUUUCAACUGUUAACUGCCAACCCCUCAUUUUGUGCUCAGAUGAACCAUAUUGACUCCUGAGGAAACUGGAUUUGUAGUUAUUUGGCUUGCUAACUCAAGAGAUUGUGGUUGAAUCUAGUACAGUACAAGGAUAGGUGCCACACAGCCUAUUUCUCACUGAACCAAUGUAAUGUUUAAUUUAUUUUUGUUUUUGUUUACUUUGAGUAUUGAUUUUUAGUCAUGUAUUUUUAUUUGUGUUAUUUUUAAACAGCACAGUUCAUUUGUUUGUUAGCAAGGGCUUCUUUUUUUUUAACUUUUUUUUUGUUCAUGCAAAGAGAGAACGCAUAUCAGUCCUUUAUGCCAUUUUACUGCUAUGUACAGCUCGGUCAUCUCAUCUCACGGCUUAUAGAAUGUCAACGUUUCUCACAGACCGAUUAACCCUUCCUUCCCUGUGGACGUCUCGUCGAUUCCAAUGACUAAGGACUCUAGCCAAAUGCAUCCAAACCUGCUGUUGCUAGAUGUGUUCCCCCUGGAUGAGGUUUCACAUUGUCAAGCCAAAGUUUGAGUCCAGUUGCCUGGAGAGAUGGCCUACCCAGUGAUGGGAAGACUGGGUCCCCCUGGAGUGUUGAGAUGUUCUGUGAAACAUCGCUGCUCUUAUCUUAGACUACGGUUGGAGGGUGGAUGCACCUGUGCCAGGGCUUGUGGAUUGUCAGUAGCAUUUAUUCUGAAACUUUUAAUCUGCAUCACCACUGUGAAGAGAUAUGUUGAACAAUGAAUGGUUAAUGUUUUAUGUUUUUUUGUUGUUGUUGUUUUGUUUUCUGUGUAUUUAUGAUUGUAUGAUUCCAUGAAUCUCCUCCUUUAUCGAGAGGGCAUUAAGCCUUGGAUGCUUCACUGAGCUUGUAGAGAUCAAUGUGCCCCCCCUUCCCACACACACUCACACACACACACGCAUACACCCCAAUUGAAGUGUUUUUGCUGCUGUACUAGUAGGGGUUCCACGUUCAGAUAAAAGUGCGAUAAAAGUGCUUAGUCUGUCACAAAAUGGUAUGUAUGAAAUGAACCAUAACCGCAUUACUGUAAGUUAUUUAUGGUCAUGUCAUGACACCAAUUAUAUUUUUUUAAAGCUAACUGCUAUCCAUGUUGAACUGUUCAGUGUGUGAGAAAUGAGCACACUAUUCAAAGGGAGCGCCCAGGAGGACCUCAGUGUGACCUUCAUUGGAAAGAGGUUUCCAUGCAUUCUUUCGCAGGCCUGGCUUGGAAGAAAGAUUGUUAUGAUGUCACUAGACUUAGCUGGACAGGAAACAAUCUUUUCCGUCAGGCUUACAGUUUUUUUGCUCCUAAGUUCACAAACACACUGCACAGAUAGCUUUUAUGGUUGUUAACACUCGCAUGCACACACACACACACACACACACACAAUUUUGAAACAGGGAUAAUUUAUUAACAUCUUUCUGGCAGAAGUCUGAUCAGUUGGCUGGUAGUGCAAUCUACUACUGAAAUGUAUGUCUUUGUCCUGUUUAUAUAUUUUUUUCUUGAUUUUUUUUCUUGAUUUUUUAAAUAAAUUAAGUUUGAUGGGUUGGCAGAGCUUUGCUAUUAAUUUAAUAAAUGUUAUUUUAUGAAGUGUUGUUUAAAGAAUACAAAUGACAUUGCACUGACAUUUAAAAAAAAAUGUACAUAAAGUGUUUUGUAAAUAAAUCUAUAAAAAAUGUAUUUGAGUAUGAGCUGUAAAAAAUGUACCUGUAGUUGUAUAUGGGGUGAUACUGUUGAUCUGUAACAAUUAUUCAAGACCAAUUAAAUACAGCAGAAGCAAUCAGAAACACA